AUGAAGGACUUAUUUUUUCUGUUGCUCGUGGUUUUUUCAUUAUGGACAUUUAUAUCAGCUGCAGUAAUGACCAGAAAGCCUGGAAGUCCAAUGCCCCCUGGAGUUCGAAAGAAUUCGCCAGCUUUUCGGAAUUUAAAACCAGCGGCAUCAUUUUCGGCUGGACCUUCGAAAAAUAGGAGCUGUUACACCCCGAAAUGCCGUUAUAAGGAGACAAAGAUAAAUCCAAAUGGAGGGUGUCCAAUCAUCAGAUGUUUAAGCCAAAAUCGAAACUGUCCAACUCCAAAAUGUGGAGAUUACCAACGGAGAUCUUACAGUGGCAAAAAAUUGAACAAUGGUUGUCAAGAGAUAACGUGUGUGAAUAUCGUCGCUCCCAAGCGAUCCCAGAGACGGAAGGGUCCUUGUCCAGAGGUUGCAUCUUGCAAAACUACAUUACCUGAUGGACACUGCUCGGUCCCGCGCAACAUCAUAGUUCGUGGUCGCAGGUGUCCAGUCUGUCCAGAAAUCGUUAAAUGCAGCGGGCCUUCCCAGCAGGUUAGGUGCCCCGUUCUAAGGAAUUGUCCAAAAGCAAAGAUUGGUCAAUGCGUCAUUCCCAGCAAGGAUGAGAACGGCUGCAAGAAAUGCCCAACUCUUACUUUUAAAUGUAAUCAAAUUAGUCAGGUUGGAACACAGCUUGGGUAA
Messenger RNA from Ylistrum balloti, 678 nucleotides. RefSeq lists its product as uncharacterized. The transcript has 2 exons. The record is from RefSeq and is a predicted model, not a curated record. The coding region runs from base 1 to 678 and encodes 225 amino acids. Lineage: Eukaryota; Metazoa; Mollusca; Bivalvia; Pectinida; Pectinidae.